Acanthoscelides obtectus is the source of this 1560-nucleotide messenger RNA. Lineage: Eukaryota; Metazoa; Arthropoda; Insecta; Coleoptera; Chrysomelidae. The record is from the annotation of a GenBank genome assembly.
AUGGAGUUAGUAGGUGAAAAUAUUUUUCCUGUUAAACAGAGUCCACAGGGAAAAGGUCGCAAAAAACUUCUUCAACCAGAAACACAUAAAAGGAAUGUUGAUAAACUUGCUAGAUAUAUACCAAAAGCGCUGCCGACCAUUCCAACUUGUGGUCAUAAUGGACGACCUGGAUUGGCCUAUUAUUGUACCACACUCACAAUGAAGCAGAUUAAAGAUUUCCAUGCCUACCUUUAUCAGUCAAAAGAUAAAAUUAAACAAGACCUUCUAAUAUUGGCUUGUUGUAAGGGACAAAGUCCGAAAACAGGAAAAUCUAAUCAUGCUGCACCGGCGAUAAAAUACCAUGUACGUUUGAGUGAGGGCGAGUUGAUUAGAGUAUGUGCCAAAUCAUUUCUCGGAAUCACAAAUUUAAGCAAAGACCGCAUACAAAGAAUUGUAAGAAAUUUUGUUGUCACAGGGGAGCUACCCAGGAAACGUAGAGGUGGCAAUAGAGUGGGUCCAAAAAAUGACGAAACAAGAAACUGCAUCAAAAGAUUUAUUGAAUCCAUUACAUGUACCGAGUCUCAUUACUGUAGAAGCAAGACAAGCGUGAGGGUCUACCUGCCAUGUGACUUGAAUUUCAAGAAACUUUUCGACCAUUAUCUUCGGAGAGUGCCUCAGCCUAUGCAUGUGAAGCUUAGUUAUUUUCGAAAGUAUGUGAAUGCUAACUACAACAUCGCUUUUGGAACUCCGUUGACUGACUGUUGCUCCACUUGCUUGAGAACAAAGGAGCAGUUGAAAGUAGCAACUUCUUUAGAUGUUCGUCAAAAGUUAGUCACUGAGCAUCGUGUUCAUAUCGCAAAAGCAAAGGCUUUUUUCAAACUCCUAAAAAAUCAAAAACCAAACACAACUUACUUUUCAUUCGACUGCCAGAAAAACUUGGCACUGCCUAGACUGCCUGAUCAAGCAGCAUAUUUCAGCCAGCAAAUCAACUAUAAUAAUUUUACAGUUGUCGCUGGAACUUCUACAGAUAAAUUAAGACCAAAAAAUGUGUUUUCUUACUUGUGGACAGAAAUUGACGCCCGCAAAGAUUCUAAUACAAUAGCAUCAGCUUUGCAAUAUGCUCUAAAGAAUUUUGAUUUUCAUCCCAGCAAAGAAACAGUACGUUUGUUCGCUGAUGGUUGCGGCGGACAAAACAAAAAUACGAAUAUGAUGGCAAUGUUGGCUUACUGGCUCCUAGAAGAAUCGCCGAAACAUAUUAAACAAAUUGAAUUGAUUUUUCCGAUCGUCGUUAAAGGUGAGCCCAAUUACUGCAGUGACGUUGGACAAGCUAAAAGCGUUUGUAAAAAAAAAUUUUCCCUUCCUUCAAUGGCUCCUGAGAAAUUACCACUGGGAAAAGGAAUAAAGGGGGAUAAAUCAACUAUCAAUGUUCUCCUUUCCAACCACUACGGAGCAAAUUGGAGAAGCCUUCCUGAACUGAAUUUUUACAAAGAACACUUGAAGACAGCUUCUGCCUCACCAGAAGAAACCGUUGAUAGUUUGGAAAAUUGCCAAAAUGCCGAGAAUGACUGUUUUUUCGUUUGA